CAACUAUUGGAAUUGGUAAAGUACUUAUCUCAGGUACAAAACGCAAGCGUGCAGCGAUAUCAGGUGUAACAAAACGUGAGAUUUGCCAAAAACUUUCUGCACCAAAUCCUCCUAAGCAAAAAGACUUGGCACCGGAAUACAAUAUAUCUGAACAAGCAGUUUCAGAUAUUUGGCGGGAACGAAAUAAGUGGCUUCAACUUCAGGGUGACAGUCAUAACGCACAAUCGAAAAGGGAGUGUUUACCAGGAUUUCUGAUGAUUGAGAAUGUCUUGGAUAGGUGGUUGCAAUAUGCAUUUGCAAAACAAAUGCCAUUAAGUGAUGAGGUUCUUAUAGAGAAAGCGAAGAGCAUCGCAUCUCACCUUG
Molecule: messenger RNA, 363 nt
Organism: Dentiscutata heterogama
Lineage: Eukaryota; Fungi; Glomeromycota; Glomeromycetes; Diversisporales; Gigasporaceae
Source: the annotation of a GenBank genome assembly